CGGUAUCUCUCAGUAAUAAACUUCAACCCAAAGAUUCAGCCACCUACAAAGAAAAACAUACCAGCAACAUGGACUUUGAUGAGGAAGUGGAGGUGGAGCUGCCGCACUAUGCCCGGAAGUUUCGGAUGCCCAGUGAUCCGAUCCUGCUGGCCUCAUACGAGCUCUUCAAGCCCUCACGGCAAACCCAGGCUCUGAACAGCGAGCGGCAUCGCGAAAUUUUCGCCGAGGCCUUCAUCGAAGGCGAGCUGGACACGUUGGAAAAUCUUUGCGUCAAGGCCCUGGCCAAGCAGGGUAUCCAAGGCUUUUCCCCGGUUCUUCUGGAGAAACCGACGCUGAUGAGGGUCUUCUUUGACACCCUGGAUGUGGAGCUGCCAUUGCGGGAAUGCUAUUUGAUCGAGGACCAACGCUACUGGCGGCGCGUGGUGCUAGACAAAACUCUUGACAAGACGCUGCACCUGAAGCGCUGGAACGAAUUUGACUGGAAGACGGAGGGCGUGAGCCGGAAGUUUGUGGAGCUGGUGGAGACCUGUCCGGUGAACGUGGUGCCAGAGCAGAAGCUUGCCGCCUUGGCGCAAAAGGUUUGGGAGCAUGUGAGCUCCAUACACGUCCGCAGGCUGCAGCCGCUGGCCGAUACCGUGUUUCAGAAAUACUUUGAAAGCGAUCCCGACCAGGACAUAACCUCUUCCUCCUCGGAAGAGGAGGAGAUCUCCAGCGACGAGCCCGAUACAGACAUGGGUGAGGAGGAGGGCGAGGAGGAGGAGGAGUCCCGUAAGUCCGAAGUCGCCAUUCAAUUUUGGCACACGGCUGACAGCGAGCCAGAAAUCAAUGACCGACGAAAUGCGCGACAUCAGCGCAACGCCGUCAGGCAGCAGGCUCGCAGUGUGCUGGAAAGGAAGCGAGCGGAACACAUGGAACGCAAGGAGAGGCUUCGGGAGAAGCGGGAGGCCAGGAAGGUCGUGGAAGUCAAGAAGAAAAAGAAGAAGAAGAAGGAAAAGCCCAUUGGGGAUGUGUUCAGUAUACCAGUGGCCCCGGAACCCUCGGACGAUGAGGACACGAAGCCCGAUCAGCGCAACAAGCUGCUUUUACUGCACCGGAUCAAGCGCUACGACUAUCCUGCAGAACACUGCAAGCACAUCGACCUAUCCAUAAUUCGCCAUUUAAGGAAUCUGGUCUCGCUCACAUUGGAGUUCCUGGGGCCGGAUAAUGUCAAGGACUUUCACAGCCGCUACCUAAAGUUCUCGGAUAGUGAUAUUGUCCGCCUGGGCAAGGGACUCCGUGAAUUGCCAUACCUGAAAACCUUUAAGCUAAGAAACGGGCGAAUGGACCCCACGAAAUUGCGAAUUUUGGCCCGCACCCUUAAGGCCAUGGACUCCCUGGAGGAGGUAGACUUUGGCUACAACCAAAUGCCGGACGAGUGCUGCGAUGCGCUGGUCUAUCUGCUACAGCGGCCCAGGAUGUACCGCAUCCUCCAGCUGGAGUACAAUCGUUUGGGCUCCAAAACGGCCGUAAUGCUGGGCAAAGCCUUCAUCGAGGCACAGGAAGGAGUGCUGGAGUACUUGGGCCUUGCCUACAACCCUUUUAACGAAUCGGCCAUUGAGUCGCUAGUGACGGGUCUGGUCGGCACCCCGCAUGUGCUGGCCCUGAACAUAUCCGGGCUGGAAAACACAAAGGGUGCACUGGGUCGUGGGAUCGGGAGGCUGCUACGCAAUCACGAGCCGCUAAUAAGCCUGGAAAUAGCCGCCAACAACAUCGGAGUUUCUCAGGGAGAUAGCAUCCUGAAGUGUCUAGAGAAGAAUCAGAAGAUCUUGUAUAUGGACUGCCGCGAGUGUGACCUGUCCCAGGUUCAGGAGUUCGAGGUGGACAUGAUUGUGCGACGCAACAACUACAUACACGAAAACAUGCAUCACGGAGAGAAACUGUGCGAUGUGAUCAAGGAGCGGCGGCAUCCGAUAGUCCAGCGGAUUGAGGACGACUAUGAACGACUCAGGGAGUGCCAGAAGGUGAGACCCAAGUUCUCGAGCUCCAGCGUAGAAAGCAUUCCGGAGGUGGUCGAGGAAAAGGAUGAGGAGGAAAGGGACAUUUGGGCAAUUCUGGGACUCAAAAACCAGACAGCUAAAGUGGAAGAACCAGAGUCUCCAAAGGACUCCAGCUCAGAAUCGCAAGUGAUUAAAGAGCCGUUCGUCUAUGAGCCCAACAAUUUCGAUCUGGAGGAGUUCCGCAAGUCUGUCUUCAUGCCAGGUCCUGGAAAUCGUUUUUUCUACCUGCAGCACAACAAACUGCCAUAAAUUCCAUACGUUUCCAGCUCAAAUAUUCACCACAAAUAUUCAGCACAAAUAUUCAGAUAACAUUGUACCCUUAGUAUGUUAUUGCAGUAUUAAACGGUUCACUCGGCCGGCA
Molecule: messenger RNA, 2397 nt
Organism: Drosophila kikkawai
Lineage: Eukaryota; Metazoa; Arthropoda; Insecta; Diptera; Drosophilidae
Source: RefSeq, a predicted model, not a curated record